AUGGCUGACGAAGGACAUAAUGGCAAUGCUGCUGGAGAUGCUGAGCCUGAGAACUUCCGGAAGAUCUUUGUUGGCGGGCUCACUGGUAACACUACUGACGAGGUUAUGCGCGAGUUCUACUCGCAGUUCGGGGAGUUGACCGACAUCAUCGUCAUGCGUGAUCCAAAUACCAAGAGAUCAAGGGGAUUUGGUUUCGUCACUUUCGCUACUAAGGCAAAUGUAGGUCGUUGA
Molecule: messenger RNA, 231 nt
Organism: Strongylus vulgaris
Lineage: Eukaryota; Metazoa; Nematoda; Chromadorea; Rhabditida; Strongylidae
Source: the annotation of a GenBank genome assembly